ACAGCCGGAGAUGCGAUGAAAGUCCAUGGAAAUCCGUUGUUGUUUGUGUCUUGAAGGUACACGAAUAAUACUUGAAGACGAUUUUGGCCAUGAUCCAAACAGUGCGUACAAGUGCUUUCAGGGUACUGUACAUGUGAAGCGUGCAGCAUUCUAUGUGGGUAUAUCGGCUCUUAUUCUGUGCAUAUUUUCUGCAGUUUGUAUGUACUUUGGAGUGUACUCCGUGAACUUCUGGCUGGAUAUUUUCCUAAUUGUUAUGAACGCAAUCGUUGCCGCGCUUGUGCUUAUUGGACUAUACUUCGAUAAUCCGGUGCUUCUCAUUCCAUUUAUUGUUGCUGAGAUUGCACAAUGCACUGGAUUUUUCUUACUGGCCACAUACACUCUAUACUAUACCAUAGUAAUCAAGAAACAGAGAUUCUACCAAAAAUUUGACCAGAUACUGCUCACAGCCUCAACUUAUCUCGGCAUACUGGUAUGUAUGCAAGCUACAUGGGUAAUCAACCGAUGUUACCAUUAUCUCCGAACGAGGCGACUUCGUCCCACUUGUGAUGAUGUGGAACAUUCUUUUUGGGGAUGAAGCGACAGUCUCCAAUCCCGUGUUAGGUACUCAAGUCGUCUUCGAGGAAAUCUAAGAUGUCUCAAAUGAUCUCACUGAUGCAAAUCAUCGACGCUGACAUCAGCGUCUUGCCUAUAUUACGGGCAAAUGUAUACAUUGAAAAUGUGUGUAUUUUAGCA
Cylicocyclus nassatus is the source of this 732-nucleotide messenger RNA. Lineage: Eukaryota; Metazoa; Nematoda; Chromadorea; Rhabditida; Strongylidae. The record is from the annotation of a GenBank genome assembly.